Messenger RNA from Dacryopinax primogenitus, 985 nucleotides. RefSeq names its product NADP-binding protein. The transcript is spliced from 4 exons. Gene Ontology annotation, biological process: S-adenosylmethionine biosynthetic process. Gene Ontology annotation, cellular component: methionine adenosyltransferase complex. The record is from RefSeq and is a predicted model, not a curated record. The coding region runs from base 1 to 930 and encodes 309 amino acids. NCBI's taxonomy places the organism in Eukaryota, Fungi, Basidiomycota, Dacrymycetes, Dacrymycetales, Dacrymycetaceae. Gene Ontology annotation, molecular function: methionine adenosyltransferase regulator activity.
AUGACAAGGAUUAUCAUCACAGGCGCAUCCGGUGUACUAGGAUCAGCAGUCUACGCAGCAUUCUCCUCACACUAUACACUCCUCGGAUUAUCCCACUCCUCACCAGACACACGCUAUACACCCAUAGACCUGCUAGACCCAGUCCAAGUCCAGAAAGUAUGGAACGAAUUUAACCCUGAUUGGGUCAUACACUGUGCAGCCGAGAGGAGACCUGAUGUCGCGGACAAGGAUUCAGAGAAGGCACAACGCCUCAACGCCGGCGUACCCGCCUUCCUAGCGCGCCUCGCUGCCCAAAUGGACCAUUCCCUCAUCUACAUCUCGACGGACUACGUCUUCCCCGGAACGUCCCCUCCCUACCUACCUUCCUCCACUCCGGACCCGCUAAACCUGUACGGCCGCACCAAGCUAGCAGGGGAACACGCGCUCCUCUCAUUUGAGAACUGCUCUUCUGUCCGGGUGCCGGUGCUAUAUGGACCGGUGAAGAAGUCUGAAGAUAGUGCGAUAAACGUACUCGAGAAAGUAGUACGGGACCAGUCUGGGAAACAGUAUAAGAUGGACGACUGGCAAGUCCGGUAUCCUACGAACGUGCUGGACGUCGCUACCUUCUUGCGGAAACUUGUCGAACUUGGGAAACCCCUCCCAAAGAUAAUCCACUUCUCCGCCCCGCACAAACACAGCAAAUACACCCUCUGCCUCGCCUUCUCCCAGCUUCUCUCUCUACCUUGCGCGCAUAUCACCCCGGACACUCCAGACCCCGCCUCCACAGGGCAGGAAUCGGUAAAGAGGCCGAAAGACUGUAGACUCGAUAUGCGGGAGACGGAGGAGCUUUUGGGUGUAGGGGAGGGGGAGGCGUGGGAUGGCGUGGAGGUGGUGAGGUGGCUUGAGGGGUGGUUUAAUCGGGAUAAAGGGGAGGGGGAGGGGGAAGCUUAGGCACGGAUGGGAUGGGAUGGGAUGGAGAUGGCGGCUAGAGAGGGGUCUGUAUAAC